Molecule: messenger RNA, 1648 nt
Organism: Halteromyces radiatus
Lineage: Eukaryota; Fungi; Mucoromycota; Mucoromycetes; Mucorales; Cunninghamellaceae
Product: ribosomal protein S5 domain 2-type protein
Exons: 7
Coding region: 96-1544 (482 amino acids)
Biological process (GO): isopentenyl diphosphate biosynthetic process, mevalonate pathway; ergosterol biosynthetic process
Cellular component (GO): peroxisome
Molecular function (GO): phosphomevalonate kinase activity; ATP binding
Source: RefSeq, a predicted model, not a curated record
AAAAAAAACGCCAAAAAGAUACAUUUUCCCUUUUUAUUUUGAAGCCCGUUUGAUUUUUUUUUGUUCUUUCUUAACCUUUUCACCCAACACCCCGAAUGUCAUCUCAACAAUAUGAUCACGUCACUAUUGCUUCUGCACCAGGCAAAGUCUUAUUAGCUGGUGGUUAUUUAGUAUUAGAUCAACAAUAUACUGGUUUAGUUAUUGGUACAUCUGCUCGUUUUUAUACCAUUAUUCAUAACAAUAAUAUUCAAGGUACUAUUAAUGUAUUCUCUCCUCAAUUUGAACAAGCUACUUGGAACUAUACCGUUUUUUCAGAACAGUCUCAGUUGAACUUUAUUGCAAGUGAAACUGAUUCUCCCAACAAAUUUGUACAAACCUGUUUACAAUUUACUUUGACUAUCAUUCUUCAACUUAUUGGUUCUAAUCAAUUCAACAAUAUAGUAAAUAAAGGAAUGGAUAUCUCUAUUAUUGGUGACAAUGACUUUUAUUCUCAACGUGAAGAAUUGGAAAAGUUGGGUUUGUCGAUCAAAAAAGCCAGUUCAAGAGAAAAGUUGACUCCCUUUUGUGAUACUCAUGCAACAUUAGGUACUGUGAACAAGACUGGAUUAGGAAGCUCUGCUGCUUUGACAACAUCUUUAGUUGCAGCUUUGUUUUUAUACUUUGAUGUAUUCAAGAAUUUGGAUCAAGAAAAGGAUUUGACAUUGGUUCAUAAUGUAGCUCAAUAUGUUCAUUGCUUUGCUCAAGGAAAAGUUGGCUCUGGAUUUGAUGUAUCUGCUGCUGUUUAUGGUAGUCAUCGAUAUCAACGUUUUGAUCCUACUAUUUUGACUCCCAUCAUGGAUGAAAAUGUGGAUCCCAUUGAAUUGACUAAAUCAUUAUCAGCUAAUAACAAAAGUUGGGAUAAUAAGGUUGUUUCGAUCGAUAUGCCUCCACAAUUCCAAAUGAUCUUGGCGGAUAUUGAUGCUGGUAGUCAUACCCCUACUUUGGUCAGCAAAGUGUUGAAAUGGCGUAAGGACAAACCGGAGGAAGCAACCGCACUUUGGAAUGAACUGGGUGCCUAUAAUACAAAGGUGGAACAACAUUUCCGAGAACUGAAUUUAGUCGCUAUGCAUGAUUCUUCAACUUACAACAGUACCUUAGCUCGAUUGGCUGAAUUACCAGCAACAAAGUGGAUUAAGAAUGAAAAUGGAAACAAGGUGGAGCAAUUGAUGAUGGGCUUAGUAACCGAUUUUUGCAAGGUCAGAGAACUAUUACAGAAAAUGAGUGCUGCCACUGGUGUCCCUAUUGAACCUAUCGAACAAACCAAGUUAUUAGAUCAAUGUAUGGAAGUACCUGGUACCAUCAUGGCCGGUGUACCUGGAGCUGGAGGAUAUGAUGCCAUUUUUUGUAUUGUUAUAUCUGAAAAAGCAAAACAAGGUGUACGUCAAGUAUGGGAACAAUGGUCAGGUUGUAGCGUAAGCCCAUUAUUAUGUCAAGCAGAUUCCAAUGGUGUGACAAUGAUAAAUCCCGCCUCUCCAAUGGGACAAGUGUGUUUACGUCGCUCAUAGUUAUUAUUAUUAUUAUUAAUAGUUUAUAAAAAAAAAUGUUUGAUUUAUUUUAUUAUCCCUUGAAUCAUUGAUAUUGUUUAAUAUAAAACAGUUUUUGAAGAGAA